Messenger RNA from Dendronephthya gigantea, 2471 nucleotides. RefSeq names its product prolactin regulatory element-binding protein-like. Bases 53 to 1243 code for a protein of 396 amino acids. The transcript has 8 exons. The record is from RefSeq and is a predicted model, not a curated record. Gene Ontology annotation, biological process: protein secretion. Lineage: Eukaryota; Metazoa; Cnidaria; Anthozoa; Malacalcyonacea; Nephtheidae. Gene Ontology annotation, molecular function: GTPase activator activity; guanyl-nucleotide exchange factor activity; protein binding. Gene Ontology annotation, cellular component: endoplasmic reticulum membrane.
AUUGCCACGUUUUCUAAUUUUGUUUACUUGUUUUGUUGUUUACUAUUUGAAAAUGAGCGCUGUGACUCUACACACGACGAAUUUUCCUCUGUAUACAGUGGAUGUAUUAGAUAAAGAUCAUUUUGUUGUUGCUGGCGGUGGAGGGUCUGCAAAAACUGGUGUCCCUAAUGCCUUGCAAAUAUUUAAACUCAAGUACAGUGAUAAAGAAAUGACAGCUGAGAAAGUUCAUGAGCAUGAUUCAGAGAGAAAGGCCAUCAUGAAUUGUUCCAUUCAUCCCAAGGAAAAAUCUCUGGCCGUCGGCAAGGAGAAUGAAUGUCAUUUAUUAUCCAUAGACAUCACAAAGAAAACACAAUCAAAAACUGAUAAAAAGAAAAAUGACGCUAAGGAAGGGUAUAAGGUGUCAACACUUUGUUCUGAAGUGACAGUGAAAAGUGUUGAUGAAAUUGAUGAUGGUGAUUUUCAGAAAGUUGUACGGUUUACUGGUGAUGGGGAACAUAUUGUUACUGGAGGUUCAAAUGGAUAUGUUUGUGUACUGAAGUAUCCAACAUUAAAAUGUCUUCAUAAUUUCAAAGCUCAUGACACAGAUGUUGAUGAUCUUGCCGUCCAUCCAAACAGCAAAAGGUUUGUGACUGUGUCAAGAGACACAAAAGCUUAUGUUUGGAGACUGGAAGAGGGCAAGCGAGAGUUUGAGUUAUUCUACACUGGACCAAAUGGCGAUGACAGCGAGGACGCUUUCAGAAUAAGAGCAUGCAGAUUUUUGACGAGUGAAAAAGGUGAAAUAUUCUUGUACACAAUCCAAGUUCCUGCCAAAUUUGAUCGUCACAAACCAUCGCCAUCUCUUAUUGUCAAAUGGGAUUGUUCAAAAUGGAUUCCUAAAUUGAGCCGCUCUGCUGGCCUUGAACCUCUCACACAGAUGGCUGUCAGUGAUGACGGUCAUUAUGUUGGUGUCGGCACUGCAUCCGGCUCAAUUGCUGUUUACAUUUCUUGGAACUUAGCGCCUCUUGUUUCUAUUCCUGAAGUUCAUAAUAUCUUUGUGACUGGACUGGCGUUUCUGCCUCCAUCUCAGUCGCUGGAAGACUCAAAUAAAGAAUUUGGUUUGCUCACAAUAUCUGCAGACAAUACGUGUAGGCUUGUGACAUUACCCAACAGAAGAGAAUUCAGCAUUUGGUGGAUCUUGAUUGGCUCAAUAUUAUUGUUAUAUUUAACCUUUCUGGCGCUCGGCUAUCUGGGCUUUGAUCUGUAAAGAUUCCUUGGAUUAGAACUGAACAUUGUCAUUGUAAAUGGAUAGGCUUGAGAGCUGUCAUUUACUUCAUCGCCUCCUUAUCGUCGUAGUGCGUGUGAAAAGACCAUCUAUUGCGACAGUUCAAGUCUGCUUGUGAUUACCUCGAGGAGAAAGCAAUGAAUUUCAUAUUGUUUUGCGAACUUUGAUGGUAAAACGGAGCCAUAAUUUGCGCGCUAGGAUAAAGUAUAAAGUAUGUAUUCUACUGAACACUAUUUGUACAGUAGCUUUUUACCUAAAAAGAGGAAUUAGGUGCUUAGAGAUAUCUUUAAGAAAUCUGAAAGUAACCAAAGGGGAGAAUAUGAAACAGAUUAUAUCUAAUUUAAUCAAACAUCGUUGUUCCUGUUUCCAAAUGCGUUCAUAAGGAUGAUGAGGUAGACACUAUUCUCUAAACGUCGUGCUUAAAAAUACUAGUUUGACGUGAUAUAUAAGUCGUUUGACGUAUAAGAAAUUCAUCUCGUUCGCUAACGAGAUUUCCUGGGAUAUUUUUGCGUAAACUUAAAGAUUUUAUUGUGGAUGGAAUACUGGAUUUUCUUUUUCCAUCAUGUCGUACUUUUGAAUGUUUGCAUUGGAAAAACCCACAGCAGUGUUCCACAAAUGAUCGACUUGCACUCUUUCUGAACGCAUUCAAUCAGUCCUAUUUCUGAUACAGGAGCAACCACAUGCUCAAUUCUAAUCUUAUUGUGUCAAAAUAAAUCCUCUAUAUUGGUUAAGAAGGAUAUUCAAUGGAAAUCUCACAUACCCUUGCAUUACGGGUGUUGACGGAGCUCCUGUUUGCGCUGGGUAAUGACGCAUCUUUAAAGUCGUAUUAUUCCCAGGACAAAUUCUAUAGUUUCUUCUUCAAUAUCGGUUUUGAAAUCUCUCCUCAAGUCCGCAGCAUCGUAAUUACGUUGUAUAUUCGACCACUCACGUGCACAUUGUUACAUUCCUGUUGCGUUUGUUACUUAGGGUUGUGAAUGGUUGGCAAAACGUUACAAACGGUUUUAUGGUAUCCUAACUUUAUUCUCCUAACUUUUAUUAACAAUUUUAUUAAUAAAGAUUACGAAGCGCCACUCGGUUUAUAUGUCAGAGAAUUUGGCGAACUUUCUAAAUUCCUGAAUCCUUAAAGUAAUGGUAAACGUUUUGUAUUUGAAAGAAUAAUAGCACGGAAUUAUUCCGUUUCUUUUUUAUCUGUUAUUUCUACGGCCCGCGA